GAAGAUGGCAGUUGGGUGCAUUAAUCAAGUCGUAUUUCUAGGUGGGGGCCUUAUAAAUCAGACCCAUCUUUCUAUUCUGUCAAACACAUUGAAUUCUUUCUCACAACAUGGAACGAUCUCUGUCUUUCUUCUUCUCCGCUGGGCUAGCUUUUCUGCUUGCAGCUGCUGCAGUUGGUAGCCAUGCAACGUCCUCAUCUGAGGAUUACUGGCAGAAGGUGCUGCCAAACACUCACAUGCCGGACUCUAUCCGAGAAUUCUUCAACCUGGAUCUGAUCGACGAGAAGACAGGCACCAACGUCGACGUAGGAAAAGGUGGGGUCCACGUGGACACAGGCAAAACGAAGGGUGGCACCACCGUCGACGUAGGAAAAGGAGGUGUCGACGUAAACACCGGAAAAGGCCAGCCCAAGGGCGGCACCACCGUAGGUGUAGGAAAGGGCGGUGUCAAUGUAAACACCGGAAAAGGCCAACCGAAGGACGGCACCACCGUAGGUGUAGGAAAGGGCGGAGUCAAUGUCAACACAGGCCACAAAGGAAAGCCCGUAGUCGUUAACGUCAAACCCGGCGGCAAAUCACCAUUCAAUUACAAUUACGCUGCGUCAACCGAGCAGCUCCACGAUCCAACGCUUACACUCUUCUUCCUUGAGAAGGACUUGCAUACAGGUGCUAAAAUGAAUUUAAUCUUCUCAAAGGCUAUUUCUGUAUCCAAACUCCCUCAUGGGUCAGUAUCCGGUCCGUCGCUCGACGGAAAGAAGCUGCCUGAGAUUCUUAACCAAUUCUCCAUCGAACCCAAGUCUUCAGAAGCUGAAGCAAUUAAGGAAACUCUCCAAACAUGUACUGAGCCUGCAAAUGAAGGUGAAGACAGGUAUUGCGCUACUUCUGUAGAAUCCAUGAUCGACUUUACAGUAUCGAAGAUUGGAACGAAUGUACAAGCAUUAUCUACGACUGUAGAUAAGGAAUCAUCGAACCAGCUGUACACCAUUGCACCAGGAGUUCAAAAGAUGAGUGGACCAAAAUCGGUAGCGUGCCACGCUCAAACAUACGUGUAUCCAGUGUAUUACUGUCAUGAGACUGUCGCUACGACCGCUUACGUUGUUCCGUUGGUUGGAAUGGAUGGUUCAAAGGUAAAGGCAGUUGCGGUUUGUCAUAAGGAUACUUCGUCAUGGAACCCUAAACACUUAUCAUUUCAGGUACUGAAGGUGAAACCAGGGUCUGUUCCUAUCUGUCACUUCAUCCCUCAGGAUCAUAUUGUUUGGGUACAAAAGUAGGAAGUUUGUCUUUUUUUUACUUUAGUAAUACAUAUAUAUAUAUAUAUAUAUACCUAUAGUUGAAUAUGUAGUUGGUGAUUAUGUACCGAUUUAUAUGUUUAUUUUCAGUUUUUUCUUCUUUUUUUAUGAGAGAGAUCUCAGUGUAUGCUUGUAAGACUUUAGUGAUGGAUGAAUAAUAGCAUGUAAAUCUCUCUUAUGGUGUUUAAUCUGCGAGAGAUAUGUUGCUUAUAUACAAGCAAUCCAUAUUACAGAAAA
Molecule: messenger RNA, 1523 nt
Organism: Magnolia sinica
Lineage: Eukaryota; Viridiplantae; Streptophyta; Magnoliopsida; Magnoliales; Magnoliaceae
Product: BURP domain protein RD22-like
Exons: 3
Coding region: 108-1268 (386 amino acids)
Source: RefSeq, a predicted model, not a curated record